AUGGUACGACGGUUGAGAAAAACGAAAAAAGGUCAGAAAUAUGAUUACUCUCGCAACCGAAAGCGAAUGGCACAGAAAAGCCGUCGUAAUGGAACCAUCCGAUGUGCUGAAAUACGAGCCGCAUACGACAAAUCAAAGCUGCCAACCAGAAACAUCCGCGAAAUGGGUCUCGCGUACGACGCGAACCGUGCCAUUCCUAUUCCAAAUGUGAGAAAGCAAAUGAAGGAUAUGGAAAAGGCACUGUCCGAAGGGAAACUGACCACCAAGCAGCGUCCGCCACAGCCAGCACCGAAACAACACGUCGCCGACGAGCUCGAACAACAGGCGAACGAAUUUCGCGGCACCCGUUUCCGGAUGGCACGGUCGAUGGUGCGCAUCAUAACGAGGAUGAUAGAUCGGCACGGAUUCAACUACCAGGCAAUGGCGCGGGAUCGGACCAACUAUGAGCAGGAAACGUGGCGACAGUACCGUACCAAGGUUCGUCGGUUUUUACGCAUUCCGGAACAGUGCACACCAUACCUGGAGCAGAAGGGUUGGAUCGACUGCGAUAUGAGCGAUCCGAAUGAUCCACGGUGGAAGGAGUUUUGUACCGAUGAUGAAUCGUAGUGG
Messenger RNA from Anopheles maculipalpis, 609 nucleotides. Its product is annotated as nucleolar protein 16. Gene Ontology annotation, biological process: ribosomal large subunit biogenesis. Gene Ontology annotation, cellular component: nucleolus. The record is from RefSeq and is a predicted model, not a curated record. NCBI's taxonomy places the organism in Eukaryota, Metazoa, Arthropoda, Insecta, Diptera, Culicidae. The coding region runs from base 1 to 606 and encodes 201 amino acids. The transcript is spliced from 2 exons.